Molecule: messenger RNA, 509 nt
Organism: Rhea pennata
Lineage: Eukaryota; Metazoa; Chordata; Aves; Rheiformes; Rheidae
Gene: NDUFS6
Product: NADH:ubiquinone oxidoreductase subunit S6
Exons: 4
Coding region: 39-428 (129 amino acids)
Biological process (GO): mitochondrial electron transport, NADH to ubiquinone
Source: RefSeq, a predicted model, not a curated record
GCGCGCGCGCUCUCCCUGCGUCACGCGGCUGCCGCGACAUGGCGGCGGCCUGUGCGACCUUCAGCUGUUUGCGGACAUUGAGCCGUGCGGCUCCGUCGCGCCCGGUGGCGGCUGCCAGCGUCUCCUCUCGGCGCUACGGUGUGCGGGCGUCCGAUACGGGCGAGCUGGUGACUCACACGGGGCAGGUAUAUGAUGAAGAAGAUUAUAGAAGAAUUAGAUUUGUUGGACGACAAAAGGAGGUGAACAGGAAUUUUGCGAUUGAUUUAAUAGCAGAGCAGCCUGUGAGUGAAGUUGAAAGCAGAGUGAUAUCAUGUGAUGGUGGUGGUGGAGCUUUGGGACAUCCUAAAGUAUAUAUAAACUUGGACAAAGAUACAAAAACUGGGACAUGUGGCUACUGUGGACUUCAGUUUAAACAGAAACAUCACUGAAAGAUCAUUCCUACGUGCUCGCAGAUUUCUGUGGAGAUGUUAAUGUUUAAGUAUAAAUAAACAAUAUAUUUAAAAGCCCAA